UCCCGUGGUGCUUCGCGGCGCGGGCGAUUUGUAGGUAAUGGCGGGUGUUUGGUCGCGGGAUAGUUGCAAAGAAUGCUCCUCCACCUGCUGUGCAUGUGGCAGCUGUGCGAGCGGCGACAAGGGCACGUGGAGCGAUCCCUCGUUAUUAAACCGGCGACUCUCGGAGGAUUCAAGCCGCCACACGCUGCAGCAGAAGUGGACGAACAUGUGGAACUCUUUGAGCGGGGACGCGUCUGUGGCCUGCGCAGAAAGGACGCAGCGCCAGGAGGCUGCGGAGCCCGCGGAGGAGGAAGACAGACCGCUGGUUUUUUUGUGCUCCAGCUGCCGACGACCACUGGGUGACUCAUUGAGCUGGGUGACCAGUCAAGAGGACACCAACUGCAUCCUGCUGCGCUGUGUUUCCUGUAAUGUUUCUGUGGAUAAGGAACAGAUACUAUCCAAACGUGAAAAUGAAAAUGGUUGUGUUUUGGAGACUUUGUACUGCACAGGAUGCUCACUCAAUCUUGGCUACAGAUAUAGAUGCACACCCAAUAAUCUAGAUUACAAGAGGGACUUGUUUUGCCUCAGUGUUGAAGCCAUUGAAAGUUAUGUUUUAGGGUCCUCUGAAAAGCAGAUUGUGUCAGAAGAUAAAGAGGUUUUUAAUCUUGAAAGCAGAAUUGAAAUAGAAAAUUCUCUAAAGCAGAUGGAAGAUGUUUUGAAAGCAUUGCAAACGAAGCUGUGGGAGAUUGAAUCAAAACUGUCCUUGACCAGUUGCAAAAGCUGAAACCUGUUCCAGGUCCAUGUGGACUCCCCCGCCGAUUAGAUAAUGUUUUUGUAUGUACCAAUUCUUGUUAUAAUUUACUUCACCUAGAACCGAGGGAGUUCUGAAUGGCUGUGUACAGUGUUUUCGCUUGUAUUGUUCAAAUGAGAGUAAUUGUAGAAUGACUUUUAUGGCUGUAUUUGGUGGUAAAGAGAUGAGUGUUUGAAUUUUUCUUUUUAAUUUUAAAGCCACCUUAAGAUACUUGCUGGAAAUAGAAUUUAGGAGUUUUUAUUCUGAUGAGAAACUGCCAUGAUUUUCUGAACUAUUUUCUCCUUUGUAUCAAAUUCAUUAUUCUUCAUUUCCUAUUUUUUAAAGCUUUAUUUCACCUUCGAUACUUAGAGUAAUAUGUAAUAUUGAAUGGUGAGAAAAUCUUAGCAGUUUUUCCACACAGUGUUGAAUCUUCUCUGAAACUAAUGCAUACAUCUCUGGAGAAAUGGGUCAGUUGAACUGUUUGUCAAAACUAUUUGAAAACUUGCACAAGAGCAGAAUAGCUUGUAUUCUAAAAGUAGAAUUCUCCUUGAUCUUGUUUAUUUUCUACCGUAUACCCCCCAAAUCUGGAAGAAUAUUUACCAAAGAGAGUAGUAGUUAUCUCUGGGAGUGGGAUUCUGGGAAGAUUUUCAGUUUUCCAGUUUUCUAUAAUGUAAGACUUACAGUAAGCACAUGUUAUUUUUAUAAUCAGGAAGAGAAUGAAGAUUAAAACAAAGUGCUUUAUGAUUGAUUUUUAUGAAACGGAAUUGUGGUAUUUAACGGAGCUCAGAAAUCCUGUGCCAGAAUUCCACACACUUGCUGGAUGUGGCACUCACUGUACCAGGCCUGCUCAGGAACAUAAAGGUAACCCCAAGUUCCCCAGACCCCUUUCUAUUUUGAGGUACAGAUGAAGCUACCUAACAGUAUUCAGUAUGUAUAAAUAACUCAAUUUUCACUCCGAAGUUCCCUAAUUAUUUCAGAGAAUAUUUAAAGUUAUCAUAACAAAAACUCCUAGGUCAAAUUGACUUGAUCAUUCACAAUUAUUAAACUCUUUUUGAUUGAUUGUCAGCAGCCUCCAAUAAUUUGAAGUUAGCGAGCCCUCUAGGUUCCUUCUCUCACAAACUUGGUAGAACAUGGUAGAGUGAAAACAAAUAUCAGCACCUGCCGUACAGUCAUCCUACCUCAGUAAGCUUGGCGAGGUCCCAAGAGUCUGUCUUCUUAGGUGCUUCGGUGGCACCUUGUGUGAGAGAGUAUUUUAACAGCAAGAUUCAGCUAACUUUCUGGUCGGAGCAGAAUCCUCCAGCAGUCAAUUUCAGGGCCAUUCAGAGAGGUAGGCAAUUUGCUUCCCUAAUUCUUUUUACCCUGUUCAUACAGGGGCAGGAUUUCUAACCAAUCCACACAUCUUGAAAACUACUUCUUUCACCAAUGAAAAGUAAUUUCUUAUAUCCGCAGUGCUAACUUAGGCUCUGUUGUGGGUCAAGAGAGAAGCAGCUCAAGUGCCUUUGUGGCUACUUCUGGUGUGGGCCUUUGAUGACCUUUCCGUGCAAACUCGCCGUCUCUGGCUUUAUAACUAGGGUCCUUCAGGUGAAGUUAACAGCAGCUUGCGGGGUGCAGAUAUAAAGCUCACACUCAUUUGAUUGAAAGUGUAUCUGUGUGCAUUUGCAUCACACUGAAACAUCUAAAAGCAAAUCCCAGGAAACAUCAUAUCUAUAUCUUUGGCUUCUUCCUGUGAUGUCACUGAAAGGGUGGCCUUGUCUUCACUGGGAGAGAGAUCCCCGAGGCUUCCACACUGCGCACCUCAAGGCGUCUAGGUGGGACCGCUCUGUCUUCCCUGUGCACUGCACUGACACUUACUUGCAGGAGGGAGCCUUUCCCCACGCUGGACCAACCUCUCUGGGGCCGCCUGUUUCUCUGAGGCCCAGCAGCCUUGCUUUUCUGGCUUGCGUGAGGUCUCAUCGGAACGCUGUUUUUUAAAAUUUGUCUUGUAUAUCUACAUAUUAAAAACUGCGACUUGA
Messenger RNA from Pteropus alecto (black flying fox), 2781 nucleotides. It is a transcript of the gene MIS18A, whose product is annotated as MIS18 kinetochore protein A. Lineage: Eukaryota; Metazoa; Chordata; Mammalia; Chiroptera; Pteropodidae. Gene Ontology annotation, biological process: CENP-A containing chromatin assembly; chromosome segregation. The record is from RefSeq and is a predicted model, not a curated record. Gene Ontology annotation, cellular component: chromatin; nucleus; chromosome, centromeric region. The transcript has 5 exons. The coding region runs from base 38 to 763 and encodes 241 amino acids.